GAGCAGGCUGAGGAAGAAACACUUUAACGGAUCAUGAACUGACAUGUUGAUACUGCAGAAGAGAUGCUGGAAAUGACAAAGUUUUGACAAGAAAAGGCAGACAAAAUAAUAACAAAGAGGUGGUUUAGGUAAGGUUUAACAAGUUAACAAGAGCAAAGAUGAAGAUUCGUGUAAUGCAGAUCUGGGGUUUCCUGUUAGCGCUACUGGGCUGGAUCUUUGUUGCCUGCUCCAUGGCCAUGGAGGGCUGGAAGAUCACCUCUAUUGGAGGGCAAGGUGGGAGCGCCGUCAUAAAGGUGGGCUGGUACUGGUCCAGUCUGUGGAGGGCCUGCUUUACGGACUCCUCUUCCACGUCCAACUGCUACGACUUCCCUGUGCUGUGGUCUGUGGAAGGUUAUCUUCAGAUCGUGAGGGCUCUGCUCAUGUCUGGGAUGGGUGUUGGAGUGCUGGCCUUUAUCCUUAGUCUUGUGGGAAUGGAAUGCACUUACAUUGGAGGAAAAGACAAAGAGAAGAACCGAUCCCUGUUCACAGGAGGCAUCUGUCAUAUCACAAGUGGUAUGCUGGCAGCCUCUGGUUAUGCAAUUUAUGCUCAGCAUGUUUCUGCAGAGUUUUUCAACCCCAGAUUUGAUGGAUUGCGAUUUGACUUGGGAACUCCUUUGUUCCUUGGAUGGGCUGGAAGUGCUUUUCAGAUCACUGGAGGGAUUUUCUUCCUAGUUUCAGUCUGCAAGAUCCGAGCUCAGACAUACAGCAGGGCACCAGUUCUCAGCGUUCCUGUUGUGGAGAGCAAUGCCUUACGUUCCUCCAACACAAACAUUUCCAUCAUAUCUGAACUCUCCACAAAAUCCAAAGUCUCAGCCAUAUCUGAGCUCUCCUCCAAGUCUGAAACAACAGCUCUGUCAAAUGCACCAUCAAAGAGCACACGUGUCUCAAAAACAGGACGUCCCUCAAGAUCCAGACGCGCUGAUCAACAAAGAAGCUCUAUCGAAUCAGACGUGUCACGAUCAGUGAGCUCCUCACGGUCCUCGAGGAUCAGCAGAUUACACUUUAACAACAAGAAAGCAUCCUCUCCAUCAGGAGGCACUACAGACCACUUCAUCAAGAACUCUUACCUCUAAAACACUGAGCUUGGAUUAUUAAAUCUGGUUAUGGAAAAACACAUUGGAUCUGGAAAUGACUUCUAAACAAAAACUGUGAUAUUCAGUGUAGUUCUCUAGACAAUCAUUCUGUCAUUAGCUUAUAUCAAAACACGCAUAGUGGACCACUGAACACAGUGUUACGACAGAACUCAAGAAAUGGAUUUUUGUAACAUGAACUGAAAAUUGUUAAAUGAGAUUGAGCUGCCUGGAAUCAUUUUGUGCAAAAAUAUAAACUGCAAAUUAUUAUUUAUUGAUGGAUACAUUAUUUGACAAAUGUAUUUGCGUAAUAGAUAUAGAGAGCAUAUGAAACGUGUUUGUUCUUUGUCAGAUCUAUUUUUCUUUACAAUUUAAUUUUGUGUUCAGUGGAAAUUAUGUAGUAAA
Labeo rohita (rohu) is the source of this 1514-nucleotide messenger RNA. It is a transcript of the gene cldn10e, whose product is annotated as claudin 10e. Lineage: Eukaryota; Metazoa; Chordata; Actinopteri; Cypriniformes; Cyprinidae. Gene Ontology annotation, cellular component: bicellular tight junction; plasma membrane. The transcript has 5 exons. Gene Ontology annotation, molecular function: structural molecule activity. The record is from RefSeq and is a predicted model, not a curated record. Gene Ontology annotation, biological process: bicellular tight junction assembly; cell adhesion. The coding region runs from base 159 to 1112 and encodes 317 amino acids.